Molecule: messenger RNA, 1290 nt
Organism: Emys orbicularis (European pond turtle)
Lineage: Eukaryota; Metazoa; Chordata; Testudines; Emydidae
Gene: IRF8
Product: interferon regulatory factor 8
Exons: 8
Coding region: 1-1290 (429 amino acids)
Biological process (GO): regulation of transcription by RNA polymerase II; immune system process
Cellular component (GO): nucleus
Molecular function (GO): RNA polymerase II cis-regulatory region sequence-specific DNA binding; protein binding; DNA-binding transcription factor activity, RNA polymerase II-specific
Source: RefSeq, a predicted model, not a curated record
AUGUGUGACAGGAAUGGUGGGAGACGGCUCAGGCAGUGGCUGAUCGAACAGAUCGAUAGUGGGAUGUACCCAGGACUGAUCUGGGAAAAUGAAGAAAAAAGCAUGUUCCGCAUCCCGUGGAAACAUGCUGGGAAACAGGAUUACAACCAGGAAGUGGAUGCUUCUAUAUUCAAGGCUUGGGCAGUUUUCAAAGGGAAAUUUAAAGAAGGUGACAAAGCCGAGCCAGCCACUUGGAAAACGAGGCUACGCUGUGCUCUGAACAAGAGCCCGGACUUUGAGGAGGUGACGGACAGGUCCCAGCUGGACAUCUCGGAGCCGUACAAAGUGUACAGGAUCGUCCCAGAGGAAGAGCAGAAAUGUAAGUCGGGUAUUGCUAAUGGAGGCAGCUUGAAUGAAGCCACUGACAUGGACUGCAGUCCUUCUGCAAUAGAUGACCUAAUAAAAGAGUCCCCCACUGUAGAUGAAUACCUUGGUAUAAUAAAGAGAAGCCCUUCCCCACCUCAGGAGAAUUGUAGAAACCCUCCAAUACCAGACUGGUGGAUGCAGCAACCUAGCCCUGCAUCUGUGCCCCUGAUGAAUGGGUACUCCAGCUAUGAACCGCUGCAUUCAGCGUACUCGCAGAUGGUGAUCAGUUUCUAUUACGGAGGGAAGCUGGUUGGCCACACUACUACCUCUUACCACGAAGGCUGCCGAAUUUCCCUGAGCCACGCCCCCGCCCACUGUGACAAGCUGUACGGCCCGGAGAGCCUGGAGCACGUGCAGUUCCCUUCCGCCGACGCCAUCCCGAAUGACCGCCAGAAGCACGUCACCAGGAAGCUCUUCGGGCACCUGGAACGAGGGGUGCUACUGCACAGCAACAAGCAGGGUAUCUUCAUCAAGAGGCUGUGCCAGGGGAGAGUCUUCUGGAGUGGAAACAACGUGCUGUACAGGGACAGGCCCAACAAGCUGGACCGGGAUGAGGUGGUCAAAAUAUUCGACACCAACCAGUUUGUCCGAGAGCUGCAACAGUUCUACAGCAGCCAAGGCCGUUUCCCGGAGAGCAAAGUCCUGCUGUGCUUUGGCGAAGAGUUUCCAGACACAGUCCCUUUACGCUGUAAAUUAAUCCUGGUACAGGUUGAGCAGCUGUGGGUUAGACAGUUGGUGGAAGAGGCAGGAAAGGUCUACAGCAGCGGCCCGAUGCUUCCGGUAGCUGAUGAGACCCAGCAUGACCAAAUAUUCAGGAUCUUCCAAGAUAUCUGCGGGACACACCAAAGACCUGUGUUUAGAGAAAAUCAACAGAUCACUGUCUGA